CGUCUUCUCUCUCUCUCUCUCUCUCUCUGCUCCCCGCCUCCCCUCUCCCCUGCUUUGACCCUGCUGGUUUGCUGGCUGGCUGGCUGGCUUUAUCUGCCCGGCUCGCCUUUCCCCGCCGCCUGGAUUUGUAGGAUCCAGGGACGCCGUUCGCCGGGGCAUUAGGUGAUCCGGCUGGGCUGUGUUGGGCUCGCGGCGGAGGAGGGGAAGGACCGAAGGAAGAUGACCGUGGAGGGGAGGGUCGGCGGGGGGGACGGCGGCGGCAAGGACAAGUUCCCGGUGGGCAUGCGCGUGCUCGCCGUCGACGACGACCCCACCUGCCUCAAGGUCCUCGAGAACCUCCUGCGCCGCUGCGACUACCAUGUUACCACCACUGGGCAGGCAGCCACCGCCCUCAGGAUGCUCAGGGAGAACAAGGACCAGUUUGACCUCGUGAUCAGCGAUGUCCACAUGCCGGACAUGGAUGGUUUCAAGCUCCUCGAGCUUGUCGGUCUGGAGAUGGACCUCCCAGUCAUUAUGUUGUCUGCAAAUGGGGAGACACAGACAGUCAUGAAGGGCAUAACUCAUGGAGCAUGUGACUACCUGCUAAAGCCGGUGCGUCUUGAGCAGCUGAAGACAAUAUGGCAACAUGUGAUUAGGCGGAAUACCAAGAACCGUGGUAGUGACAACGAUGAUGCCAGUCAGAAGGGGCCGAAUGCUGAAGGUGAGAAUGGUGGCGCUAACCGCAACAAGAGGCAGUCACGGAGGGAUAGAGAUGAGAAUGGAGAUGAUGGUGACGAUUCUGAUGAGAACAGUAAUGACAACGGCGACUCGUCAUCCCAGAAGAAGCCAAGGGUUGUGUGGUCUGUGGAGCUGCACCGGAAGUUUGUAGCUGCUGUCAACCAGCUUGGCAUUGACAAGGCUGUUCCAAAGAAGAUAUUGGACCUCAUGAACGUAGAGAACAUCACCAGGGAGAAUGUUGCUAGUCAUCUGCAGAAGUACCGGCUGUAUCUGAAAAGGAUGAGUAUGGAUGCAAGCAGACAGGCUAACCUAGUUGCUGCACUUGGAGGAAGGAAUCCUGCUUACAGCAAUAUGAAUUCAAUGGAUGUCUUCAGGCACUACAACAACGCGUAUGGUAGAUACCGACCAGUUCCAACCAGCACCCAUUCCCAGUCAAAUAACCUUGUUGCAAGGAUGAACUCCCCUUCUGCAUAUGGAAUGCAUGGGUUGCUGUCUCCACAGUCGCAGCCACUUCACCUUGGCCAUGCCCAGAAUAAUAAUCUGGGCACUUCCCUGAAUGAUUUAGGGGUCAAUAAUGGUAACCUGAUCAGAACUGCACACAUGUCAACGAUGGUGACUGGUACCUCUGGUAACACUUUUGCAAACAUAUCAAAUGGUGCACAAUUGGCUCCUACAAAUAGGGCAGUUCAGCCUCUUGAAUCAAGCAACAGGCAACACCUUGGUCGGAUAAAUUCGUCUUCGACAGACUCAUUUAGCUCAUUCACUAGCGAUUCUCCCCACUUUCCAGAUCUUGGAAGAAGUAGUAACACCUGGCAAACUGCAGUUCCAUCCAACAUUCAGCAACUUGGUCAGAACGGCAGCAUGUCCCAAGCAAGUUUUCAUGGGAAUGGUCCAAGGAUGGAACCUGUCUCAAGCUAUGCACCACCAUCAAAUCAGAUUACAUCUCUAGGAAAUGAGAUGCAGAAUCAAGUUGCGCCACUAGCUAGCAAUACCCUUCCAAUGGUAUUCAAUCAGGGUGCAGCGCCAUUCACCUUUGGAAACAGCACAAACUCGAGAGAGGCACACAAUAGCAACCUUGCGUUCAGCAAUUCAGGCAUCAACACUUCUUUGCCAAACCUUCGCAUUGACAAUUCGAUUAUGCCAAGGCAGACUCUGGAUGGCGGGAAUACAGGCGGUGUUCCCUCUCUGCAGGAUGGCAAGAUUGAUCAGCAAGCUGUUGGUAAUCAGCUCAAUUACAGCAACAAUGAUCUCGUGGGGACGAGUGGGCUGCAAAGGGAGCUCAGUGGUGGUUUGGAUGACAUUGUUGUUGACAUGUUCAGGCCGGAUAACGAUACUGGUGGCAUUUUCAUCGACACGGACUGGGGGCUGGUCUAGCCAGUCUGCUUUCACCAAGUCCCAUGCGCGAGAUUUUCCGCAUUUGUGUGGUGUCUGCUGCUGAUUUGUCCAUCAUAUGCAAUUGCCUGCUCAAAGUUGUCCAUAGUAGCAAGCCUUCAUCACAAAUGCCUUUUGCAUUUGGUUUUCUCAGUUUAGCGUUUGGUUCCGUGUUAGUCGUCCAGUAUUCAGAGUUAUAUUGGGUAACAACUAUAUGCUGUUUGGGUCCGUGACUCGCAUAAUUAUAUUAAUUCAGGUAUACCCUGUUUAUCGUAAGAUAUAGUAUGCUUGGUAUGCAAGUGAAUUCUUCGUGUUAA
This is a messenger RNA of Hordeum vulgare subsp. vulgare (domesticated barley), 2405 nucleotides long. RefSeq names its product two-component response regulator ORR24-like. The record is from RefSeq and is a predicted model, not a curated record. Bases 220 to 2091 code for a protein of 623 amino acids. NCBI's taxonomy places the organism in Eukaryota, Viridiplantae, Streptophyta, Magnoliopsida, Poales, Poaceae. Gene Ontology annotation, biological process: cytokinin-activated signaling pathway; phosphorelay signal transduction system. The transcript is spliced from 6 exons. Gene Ontology annotation, molecular function: DNA-binding transcription factor activity; DNA binding.